CUGUUAUAUACAGUAUGGCGUAUUCUCUUCUUACAGACUUGAAUAGUAUUAGAGAUGAUUGGACCGUGAGGGUUAGAGUUUGCCGGAUAUGGAAUUCUAUUAAUUUCAAGAGAAACAGAGAACUAAUGAGUACAGACAUGAUCCUUAUAGAUGAAGAGGAAACUUUGAUACAUGCUACAAUCAACAAGAAUUUAGUAAAUAAGUACAAGAAUUUGCUGAGUGAAGGAUCAAUCUAUGUUAUUAAGAACUUCAAAGUUAGUGAGGCUUCUGGUUUAUAUAGACCAGUGACAAGUACUUAUAAAAUUUCUUUCUUCCUGACAACUGCACUCCAAGAACUACGAGAAGGUAUUGUUAAUAUUCCUAUAAACGGAUUCCAGCUUAUAAAACCCGACAUGAUCGACUCAAGGCUGAACUAUACACCGUGCUAUCAGGUAUACUGAUUACGAUCAAUGUUUCCUGCUACAUUUUCCGCAAUAGCAAUGUAAUUUAUGAAAUGACUACUUCUUUCAAUUUGAUAUUGUAGAGGUGGUUGG
This is a messenger RNA of Nicotiana tabacum (common tobacco), 533 nucleotides long. NCBI's taxonomy places the organism in Eukaryota, Viridiplantae, Streptophyta, Magnoliopsida, Solanales, Solanaceae. The record is from RefSeq and is a predicted model, not a curated record.